CCUUGAAGCAGAUUCUGGGAAUAGAAGAGCCUAUCUCGUACUAAGAGGUACGAUGAACUAAUCCAUUUGAUCCAGCAAUACUUUAACCAGUUCUCUUAAAACGGCUUUCAUGCGCUCACUGCCAAGCUGUAGGAAACACACGACUUCUCGCAAGUGAUUCUGAGAAACAGUGUAAGGAAGUCGGUUUCGUGGUUGCCAACUCACUAAGGGCGCCAUCCUGCUGUGCAUGUUUACUCGGAAGUAAACGCCACCGCACUACAUGGUACGUAUUUUCCACCCCAGAUUAGGUUGCAGUCUAAGGUAGAUAAGAACCACCUCACCCGCUUCUCACAACAACCCCAGACCAAAACCGGCAAGUCGAGUCACGGAUACAAAGCUCGAAGCGAGCAAACGCCUUCACUCAGCGGCGCAGCCAAGGUCACUGGCCAGGCGUUACCUCGCAGACGAGUUCGUUUCCUUUUCGCUAAGUUUGUCCUUCGGCGCUUCCCGUCUGGCACGGCGAGUGGGUGUGGUUACCGUUGCCAAGUGACUGAAGCCUUCGCAGGCGGACGUCCUAGUACUUGGCCGUUCUACGGCCUCUCAUUGGCUGCGUGCGCGUCUGUCACGCGAAAAGAGGCAGGCAGAGUGGAGACAUGGAGCCUGGAAGCGGCAGGAAGAGGCAGCGUGAAGUGGAAUCGGAUGCGGAGCUGUCCGGCCUGUCCAAAGAAGACGACGACGACGACGACGACGACUAUGACCCUUAUGUGCCCGUCAAACAGCGCAAGCAGCAGAUGCUACAAAAGCUGCUGCAGAUGCGCCGCAAGGGAGUCUUGGAAGAGAAACAAAGGGACAGUGGCAGUGACUAUCAUGGUGAUGAAGAUGACAUUCCUCUGGGACCACAGUCCAAUGUCAGCCUCCUGGAUCAGCACCAACACCUCAAGGAGAAGGCAGAAGCACGUAAAGAAUCUGCUAAAGAGAAGCAGCUUAAGGAAGAGGAAAAGAUCCUGGAGAGUGUGGCAGAAGGACGAGCUCUCAUGUCUGUGAAGGAAAUGGCGAAGGGCAUCACAUACGAUGAUCCCAUUAAAACCAGCUGGAAGGUUCCCCGUUACAUCCUGGCUAUGUCAGAGGCACGGCAUGAUCGUGUGCGUAAGAAGUACCACAUCCUUGUGGAAGGGGAAGGCAUUCCACCCCCUAUCAAAAGCUUCAAAGAGAUGAAAUUCCCAGCAGCAAUCCUACGAGGACUGAAGAAGAAGGGGAUCCAGCAACCAACACCCAUCCAGAUACAGGGUAUUCCCACCAUCCUUUCUGGCAGAGACAUGAUUGGCAUUGCGUUUACUGGCUCAGGCAAGACCCUUGUGUUCACCCUCCCCGUGAUCAUGUUCUGUCUGGAGCAGGAGAAGAGGCUACCGUUUUCCAAGAGAGAAGGGCCAUACGGGCUCAUCAUCUGCCCCUCAAGGGAAUUGGCUCGCCAGACUCACGGCAUUCUUGAGUAUUACUGCCGCCUGCUGCAUGAGGAUGGGAUGCCUGCCCUGCGCUGCGCCCUUUGCAUUGGAGGCAUGUCUGUCAAGGAGCAGAUGGAGACCAUCAAACAUGGUGUGCACAUGAUGGUGGCAACACCAGGCCGGUUGAUGGAUCUCCUGCAGAAAAAGAUGGUGAGCUUGGAUGUCUGCCGCUACCUGGCACUGGAUGAAGCUGACAGGAUGAUCGACAUGGGCUUUGAGGGAGACAUUCGCACCAUCUUUUCUUACUUCAAGGGCCAGAGGCAGACCCUUCUCUUCAGUGCCACCAUGCCCAAGAAGAUCCAGAACUUUGCCAAGAGUGCUCUGGUGAAGCCCAUCACCAUCAACGUGGGACGCGCAGGAGCGGCCAGCUUGGAUGUCAUACAAGAAGUGGAGUAUGUCAAGGAGGAGGCCAAGAUGGUGUAUUUGCUCGAGUGUCUGCAGAAGACCCCACCACCUGUUCUUAUUUUUGCUGAAAAGAAAGCAGAUGUUGAUGCAAUCCAUGAAUACCUGUUACUUAAAGGGGUAGAAGCUGUAGCCAUACAUGGUGGAAAAGACCAAGAGGAGCGGACUAAGGCCAUUGAGGCCUUCCGGGAUGGCAAGAAGGAUGUUCUUGUUGCUACUGAUGUUGCUUCCAAAGGCUUGGACUUCCCAGCCAUCCAGCAUGUCAUCAACUACGACAUGCCUGAAGAGAUCGAAAACUAUGUUCAUCGGAUUGGGCGUACAGGUCGCUCAGGGAACACUGGGAUUGCCACCACCUUCAUCAACAAAGCCUGUGAUGAGUCGGUGCUCAUGGACCUGAAGGCACUGCUGCUGGAGGCAAAGCAGAAGGUGCCACCUGUGCUGCAGGUGCUGCAUUGCGGCGAUGAAUCCAUGUUGACUAUUGGGGAAGAGAGGGGCUGUGCCUUCUGUGGAGGCCUGGGCCAUCGCAUCACAGACUGCCCCAAGCUGGAGGCCAUGCAGACCAAGCAAGUCAGCAACAUUGGGCGCAAGGACUACCUGGCACACAGCUCUAUGGACUUCUAGGUGUUCUCUGCCUUUGGGCUAGCCAUAGUGAGGCACAUGAACGGAACUUUCUGCUGUAGCUUACUGGAGAGAUGCCUUUCAGCCGGAGUGAGAAAUACGAUACUAGUGGGCUUUUUCCUUUCCGGGAGCCUGCCAUUGCUUCACCACUGCCGAUGUGGCGCAGUUGUAGAUCCUGUCCCAAAGGAAGAGUGUGACCAUCAUUUUGUUUUCCAAGCUCCCAUAGACAGGAGGAUACAGAUCAUAGGACGCCUUCUGCUAUUUUCCGAUGGUCAUUUGGUUGGGCAGAUAUAGUAGACCGUAUCCUCUGUUAACAUCCACUGUUAUCUUUAAGCCAUUCAGCCCUUCUUCCUUGAAAAUGACAGACCGAUGCUGCAAUAGUCCAUUGCAUCAGUGAUUAUUGUCAUGCAACAUUGGGCAAGCCCCGGGCUAUUCAGCCAAUGACCCUGAAGGGGAGGCAGGGACUGGUGACUGUUUGGUGGUUUGCUGCUACAUGCUCUGGUUCCAGUCACCCUUUCUCAGGCAUUACAUGCCUCCAUUCCCCAUGUGGCUCCACUUGCCUGUUUCCAGCCAUGCUGCCUUCCUCGAGCAACUCUGCUCUUGUGUGACUUCUGCAGCUGCAGAACACGAGUUCUGUUUACCCCACCAACGCACAUUGAGUCAAAAGUCCCCCGGGACCGUCUGUGUCUCCUGGGACUCCUCUGCCUGCAGUAACUCCCUAUGUGCAUGCAGGCCCAAAAGAGGAAGUUGGCGGGCAGAGGAAGUCAGCAGCACUAUCGUACAUACUGACUCAUUCCUGUGGCAGCCACAACAGCUUACGGUCUCAGCAGCCUUCCUCACUCCUCCUGGUUUGCCU
Molecule: messenger RNA, 3357 nt
Organism: Varanus komodoensis (Komodo dragon)
Lineage: Eukaryota; Metazoa; Chordata; Lepidosauria; Squamata; Varanidae
Gene: DDX41
Product: DEAD-box helicase 41
Exons: 17
Coding region: 633-2504 (623 amino acids)
Biological process (GO): mRNA splicing, via spliceosome
Cellular component (GO): spliceosomal complex
Molecular function (GO): ATP binding; RNA helicase activity; RNA binding
Source: RefSeq, a predicted model, not a curated record